ACACAAUUAAACGAUUCCUAUAUAAAUAUGAAAUGGUGCAAAGCACAGACAUUUACUUCUUCUUGGGCUUUUAAAGGGAAAGGAGUAGUCUGCUUGUAUUUUCUUAAAACACAUUAUGUUUCAAUUCGCAAUUGGUUUGAUUUGCAUCAUAUUGCUGCCUACUUCAGAAUCAAAAUUGGUAUUAGUCCUGACACCGAAAAAUCCCAUGGCUCGAGUCGGCGAAAGACUGGUCCUGACUUGCAGCGCAAGCGAAUGCGCGGGUGAUGUGACGUUCACAUGGCAAUCCUUGAAACACAGACCGCUCUACGGUCGAAUGGAGAAAAACAACACAGCGUCUCAACAGAUUUUUGACCCGGUGGGAAUGCAGCACGAGGGCAAGGUCAGCUGUGUGGCUACCUGCGCGGAUCCAAAAGACAAGGCUCAAAGGUCUGCUUCAGUGGAAGUUUAUGCGUUCCCAAAGGAUCCCAUCAUAUCUGGAAGUGAACUUUUGACGGAGGGUCAGGACAGUGACCUCACCUGUAUAGUCCCAGAUGUGUACCCAGCUGACCGUCUAAAAGUGCAGUGGCUGCUGGGAGAUAAAGUUCUGAAGGACGACAAAGCCCUGAACCCUGUGAUUAAAGGUGAAGCCCAGACGGUGACCUCAGUGUUGAAAUACAAACCGACAGCCCAGGACCAUGGACAGAAUGUUACAUGUAGAGCCACGCUGGAUAUUAAGAAUGAACCAGAAACCAGAGAGACUGUUGCCUCAAUCACAGUUCAAUAUUCCCCCAGAGAUGUCCACAUCUCAGAGAAUAUUCAGGUGAAUAUUGGAGAAAGCUUUACCCUGACCUGUCAAGCCAAGGGGCACCCUGAACCCACAGUGCUGUGGAGAAAACUGGAAAAAGGUGGCCUCUCUGUCAUGGUAGGAGACGGUGAGACCCUACGGGUCAAAGAAACGUCAUGGUCCCACGACGGAGACUAUGAAUGUAUGAGCCACAACACUGUAGGGAAUCUCACAGCUCAAGUGACUGUUAAUGUUCAAGGCCUUCCAGGCAAACCUGUUCUCCAUCUGAGUCCAUCCGGCGAGCUAAAAGAGGGAGACAGUGUGACAAUUUCCUGCCAAUCAGAGUGCGGGUCGCGGGGUCGCGUGUCACUGCGGCAGGUGGCCGGCGGUCAGGGGGCGGAGCUUCAGUCCAGCCUGGGAAACGCCUCCAUCACAAUCCAGUCGUUGACGGUCAGAGACUCGGGAAGAUAUGAGUGUGAGGCCACAAAUCCAUUUGGGAGCGUGACAUCCGCCAUCAACGUCACAGUCAGAGCACCUUUCAUUGUAAACCUAACCCUGGAGAACACAGUCCAUCAUAUCGGUGACACCCUUAAAUUGAUCUGCGUCGCGAUUGGCUGCCCAGACACUGUGUCAUUCACAUGGAGCCCCUCGAUUGGCGGGUCAGCCGAGGACCAAUCACACGGCACUGGGCUCUUGACCCUUGAACCUGUGACGAUGGAGCACAAAGGCCCGGUGGUGUGUAACGCCACCUGCAGGGCUUCUGGAGAAUACAGGCAGGCGUCAAUCGACCUGGAGGUUUAUUCCUUCCCAAAGGAUCCCAUCAUAUCAGGGAGUGAACUUUUGACGGAGGGUCAGGACAGUGACCUCACCUGUACAGUCCCAGAUGUGUACCCAGCUGACCAUCUAAAAGUGCAGUGGCUGCUGGAAGAUAUAGUUCUGAAGGACGACAAAGCCGUGAACCCUGUGGUUAAAGGUGUAGUCCAGACAGUGACCUCAGUGUUGAAAUACAAUCCGACAGUCCAGGACCAUGGACAGAAUGUUACAUGCAGAGCCACGCUGGAUAUUAAGAAUGAACCAGAAACCAGAGAGACUGUUGCCUCACUCACAGUUCAAUGCCUGGAUGAAUCAAAAUUGGUAUUAGUCCUGACACCGAAAAAUCCCAUGGCUCGAGUCGGCGAAAGACUGGUCCUGACUUGCAGCGCAAGCGAAUGCGCGGGUGAUGUGACGUUCACAUGGCAAUCCUUGAAAGACAGACCGCUCUACGGUCGAAUGGAGAAAAACAACACAGCGUCUCAACAGAUUUUUGACCCGGUGGGAAUGCAGCACGAGGGCAAGGUCAGCUGUGUGGCUACCUGCGCGGAUCCAAAAGACAAGGCUCAAAGGUCUGCUUCAGUGGAAGUUUAUGCGUUCCCAAAGGAUCCCAUCAUAUCUGGAAGUGAACUUUUGACGGAGGGUCAGGACAGUGACCUCACCUGUACAGUCCCAGAUGUGUACCCAGCUGACCGUCUAAAAGUGCAGUGGCUGCUGGGAGAUAAAGUUCUGAAGGACAACAAAGCUGUGAACCCUGUGGUUAAAGGUGAAGCCCAGACGGUGACCUCAGUGUUGAAAUACAAACCGACAGCCCAGGACCAUGGACAGAAUGUUACAUGCAGAGCCACGCUGGAUAUUAAGACUGAACCGGAAACCAGAGAGACUGUUGCCUCAAUCACAGUUCAAUAUUCCCCCAGAGAUGUCCACAUCUCAGAGAAUAUUCAGGUGAAUAUUGGAGAAAGCUUUACCCUGACCUGUCAAGCCAAGGGGCACCCUGAACCCACAGUGCUGUGGAGAAAACUGGAAAAAGGUGGCCUCUCUGUCAUGGUAGGAGACGGUGAGACCCUACGGGUCAAAGAAACGUCAUGGUCCCACGACGGAGACUAUGAAUGUAUGAGCCACAACACUGUAGGGAAUCUCACAGCUCAAGUGACUGUUAAUGUUCAAGGCCUUCCAGGCAAACCUGUUCUCCAUCUGAGUCCAUCCGGCGAGCUAAAAGAGGGAGACAGUGUGACAAUUUCCUGCCAAUCAGAGUGCGGGUCGCGGGGUUGCGUGUCACUGCGGCAGGUGGCCGGCGGUCAGGGGGCGGAGCUUCAGUCCAGCCUGGGAAACGCCUCCAUCACAAUCCAGUCGUUGACGGUCAGAGACUCGGGAAGAUAUGAGUGUGAGGCCACAAAUCCAUUUGGGAGCGUGACAUCCGCCAUCAACGUCACAGUCAGAGCACCUUUCAUUGUAAACCUAACCCUGGAGAACACAGUCCAUCAUAUCGGUGACACCCUUAAAUUGAUCUGCGUCGCGAUUGGCUGCCCAGACACUGUGUCAUUCACAUGGAGCCCCUCGAUUGGCGGGUCAGCCGAGGACCAAUCACACGGCACUGGGCUCUUGACCCUUGAACCUGUGACGAUGGAGCACAAAGGCCCGGUGGUGUGUAACGCCACCUGCAGGGCUUCUGGAGAAUACAGGCAGGCGUCAAUCGACCUGGAGGUUUAUUCCUUCCCAAAGGAUCCCAUCAUAUCAGGGAGUGAACUUUUGACGGAGGGUCAGGACAGUGACCUCACCUGUACAGUCCCAGAUGUGUACCCAGCUGACCAUCUAAAAGUGCAGUGGCUGCUGGGAGAUAAAGUUCUGAAUGACGACAAAGCCGUGAACCCUGUGGUUAAAGGUGAAGCCCAGACGGUGACCUCAGUGUUGAAAUACAAACCAACAGCCCAGGACCAUGGACAGAAUGUUACAUGCAGAGCCACGCUGGAUAUUAAGACUGAACCAGAAACCAGAGAGACUGUUGCCUCAAUGAAUAUUCGAACUCCGCCCAGGUACCUGUCCGUGGAGGUGUUUCCGUCUACGAAGGUGGAGGAGGGGCAGAACGUGUCCCUCCGGAUCUGGGCAGUGGGAGUCCCGCUCCCUUCCGUCACCCUGAUUAGGCUACAGGACAGCGUGGAGCCACACUCCCCCAACGGGACCCUCAACCUAAUCGACAUGGGCCCAGUAGAGACGGGCCAGUACCUGCUAAAACUAAACAACUUGGGCCCGGAACAGACGGGCCAGUACUUUCUAAACCUAACCAACGUGGGCCCAGAUCAGAUGGGCCAGUACCUGCUAAACCUAAACAAUGUGGGCCCAGAUCAGAUGGGCCAGUACCUGCUAAACCUAAACAACUUGGGCCCGGAACAGACGGGCCAGUACCUGCUCAACCUCACCAAUGAAGUGGGACACCAGAGCCACCAUUUCAGCCUUAGUAUUCAAAGUAAGACUGCAGAGAAACAUUCACACAAACACAGCAUGUACAUGUGUAUAUUGUGUGUCUGA
This is a messenger RNA of Esox lucius (northern pike), 4099 nucleotides long. RefSeq names its product vascular cell adhesion protein 1. The record is from RefSeq and is a predicted model, not a curated record. Gene Ontology annotation, cellular component: membrane. The coding region runs from base 116 to 4099 and encodes 1327 amino acids. Gene Ontology annotation, biological process: cell-cell adhesion. Gene Ontology annotation, molecular function: integrin binding. Lineage: Eukaryota; Metazoa; Chordata; Actinopteri; Esociformes; Esocidae. The transcript is spliced from 15 exons.